Messenger RNA from Cavia porcellus (domestic guinea pig), 2736 nucleotides. RefSeq names its product SH3 domain binding protein 5 (gene Sh3bp5). The record is from RefSeq and is a predicted model, not a curated record. Gene Ontology annotation, biological process: intracellular signal transduction; negative regulation of protein tyrosine kinase activity. The coding region runs from base 137 to 1513 and encodes 458 amino acids. Gene Ontology annotation, cellular component: cytoplasm. NCBI's taxonomy places the organism in Eukaryota, Metazoa, Chordata, Mammalia, Rodentia, Caviidae. The transcript is spliced from 9 exons. Gene Ontology annotation, molecular function: protein kinase inhibitor activity.
UUUCCUCCGCUCCGCGCCGCCUCGGCCCGAGCGAUCCGCAGCGGGAGCUGCGCCCCCGACCCUGCCGCGCCGGCCGUGACCCCGCCGGGCGCUCCGAGCCCGCCGCGCCGUGGGCGGGUCUGUCCCGGCUGCCCGCAUGGACGCGGCGCUGAAGCGCAGCCGCUCGGAGGAGCCGGCCGAGCCCCUGCCGCCGGCCCGGGACCUGGAUGGGGAGGAGGAGGAAGAGGAGGAAGAGAGGAUGGAGCAGGGGCUGGAAGAGGAAGAAGAGGUGGACCCCCGCAUCCAGGGUGAACUGGAGAAGUUAAAUCAAUCUACUGAUGAUAUCAACAGACGGGAGACUGAACUUGAGGAUGCUCGCCAGAAGUUCCGUUCUGUUCUGGUUGAGGCCACAGUGAAACUGGAUGAACUGGUGAAGAAAAUUGGCAAAGCUGUAGAAGACUCAAAGCCUUACUGGGAGGCACGAAGGGUGGCAAGGCAGGCUCAGCUGGAAGCUCAGAAAGCCACGCAGGACUUCCAGAGGGCCACAGAGGUGCUUCGUGCUGCCAAGGAGACCAUCUCCCUGGCGGAGCAGAGGCUGCUGGAGGACGACAAGCGGCAGUUCGACUCAGCCUGGCAGGAGAUGCUGAACCACGCCACGCAGAGGGUCAUGGAGGCGGAGCAGACCAAGACACGGAGUGAGCUGGUGCAUAAGGAGACAGCAGCCAGGUACAACGCUGCCAUAGGCCGCAUGCGACAGCUGGAGAAGAAACUCAAGAGAGCCAUCAACAAAUCCAAACCUUAUUUUGAGCUCAAGGGAAAAUACUACGUGCAACUUGAGCAACUGAAGAAGACAGUAGAUGACCUGCAGGCCAAACUGACCCUGGCAAAAGGAGAGUACAAGACGGCCCUGAAGAACCUGGAACGAAUCUCGGAUGAGAUCCACGAGCGGCGGCGCUCCAGUGCCAUGGGGCCCCGGGGCUGCGGCGUGGGUGCAGAGGGCAGCGGCACAUCUGUAGAGGACCUGUCCGGAGGCAAACCCGAGCCAGACGCAGUUUCUGUGGCCUCAGAGGCUUUUGAAGACGACAACUGUAGCAACUUUGUGUCUGAAGAUGACUCAGAAACUCAGUCUGUGUCCAGUUUCAGUUCAGGACCAACAAGUCCAUCUGAAGUGCUGGACCAGUUCCCUGCAGUCGCAAGGCCCGGCAGCCUGGAUCUGCCCAGCCCCCUGUCCCUGUCAGAGUUCGGAAUAAUGUUCCCGGUGCUGGGCCCUCGGAGCGAGUGUAGUGGGGCCUCUUCUCCAGAAUGUGAGGGAGAGCGAGGAGACAGGGCAGAAGGGGCAGAGAAUAAAACCAGUGACAAAGCCAACAACAAUCGAGGUCUCAACAACAGUGGUAUUGGUGUCAGGGGUAAAAGCCAGAACACCAUCUCCCCCGAGGGCCAGGCUGUGGAGACCCGGAUGAAGCAGCUGUCCCUCCAGUGUUCAAAGGGAAGAGACGGGAUUAUUGCUGACAUAAAAAUGGUGCAGACUGGCUGACCCACUGAGCAAUGGCCCAUGUACAAAAGAAGAUACGUGAAAACUGGAGAACAUUGUGCCAAAAAUUGUUUAACAUAUGCCAAAUCUUUCGCAUUUAUUCUAAACUGCACUAAUGAAGUUUCCGUGACCUUCAGGACUAAAGACUUUCCUUCUGGUAAGAGCUCAUGGACUGGUUUGUUUUUCAGAGUGCAGUUAUUACAACUGUGAACAGGUACACAGCCUUUGUGGAACAUUCCCUGUAAGAGGGUUGUAGAAGCAAUAACUAGUUCCUGUGAAAGGCAAGUGUGGAAUUGGGCUGGAGGCCUAGCCAAACUAAGGCCGUAACUUGAAUUUCUCCUCUCUCUGGCCCUCAGUUUGGGGAAAGUGAGGUAUUCUCUCCAUUAUGUCCCAGGGCAUUUAAACAGUUUAAAGACCCACAAAACAAAUAAAGGUAUUCAGAGCACCCUUUUGUGACCUAGUGAAGGCUUAAGUAUUUCAAGGACAUAAUUCAUUUCAUCACCUCUAGGGUUGCAAGGGGGCUUUUUAAAAGCAGCAUGUAUGCUGGGACCCUCUUUAAAACUAUUUCUUGGGAAGGCUCCUGUGAACUGCACUUUGGGGGUGGGAAAGGUGACUGUCAGCGUGGGGAUGGGGGGUGAGGGUAGUAGGGACAUAGCACAGAAGGGGGUCUGUGGCUGUGGGCAAGAAGGGGCCUGUAACAUACCCUUGUCCUGCCAGCCGAGGGGGUUUAUUCUAAGAGAAGUGCAUGUGAAGAGUGGCUGCCAAUGUUGCAUCUAGAUUGAAAAGAUGUUCAUUUCCACAUAGGUUGUAACUUUAAAAAUAAAUGAAAUUAUUUAAGGGUUAUGCUGCACUAGUUUUCCUUAGAGGAAAUGUCCUUAAAGCUAGGAAAGGGAGUAGGCAUGUGUUGGCAAAGGCUGUUAAAUAGAAGUGAUGGGAGUCUGUUAUGCUACUGUUAGUGCUAAGACUGCUUUUUUUUCAUAUUUUUUUGGUUAUGCAUAUUUAGAGUGCUGUAUUUCAUUUGUCUCGUUUUGUUAAGAAAAUUGAGCAUUUCUAAAAGAAAAACACAACCUGCCCAUUUCCAGUUGUUAAUCCUGUCCCAUCCUGUACAGUCAUCUAUAUAUUUCUUCUUACUGUAGUAGUUCCUCCUUUUUGACUGAUACAGUAUCCUAAUUACAAGGUUAUUUUGUACUUAAUACCUCGAGUGUAAUAAAAACUGCUGAAGAAAA